This is a messenger RNA of Fomitopsis serialis, 3313 nucleotides long. Its product is annotated as P-loop containing nucleoside triphosphate hydrolase protein. The record is from RefSeq and is a predicted model, not a curated record. NCBI's taxonomy places the organism in Eukaryota, Fungi, Basidiomycota, Agaricomycetes, Polyporales, Fomitopsidaceae. Gene Ontology annotation, biological process: microtubule-based movement. Bases 13 to 3063 code for a protein of 1016 amino acids. The transcript is spliced from 11 exons. Gene Ontology annotation, molecular function: microtubule motor activity; ATP binding; microtubule binding.
GUGCGCGGUCACAUGCUCGACGCGUGCCCACGGUUCGGUUGCUGGCAGCGGCGGUUCAACUUCAUCUUAGCUCUCCCUUCCAUCUGGGCGCCCCCUUCUUUCACGGCCCUGACGCUUACGACUGCAAACCACAGAGGUGGUAUCUUCGACAUGGUUGCCGCAGGGUCCAUCACCGUUGCUGUCCGCGUCCGCCCGCCAACAUCAUGGGAGGCUACACGACUUCCACAAACAACAUAUGACAACUUUAUACGUACGGAUGGAGCGCUCUCCAUGUCCCCAGCAAAGGCUGCGACGAACAACGCGCCUCUUCGCGAUGUCAUCCAAGUCAUUGACGAUCGCGUGCUCACGUUCGACCCCGAUGAGAAGGACCCAUCUAGGGCCUUCGUCGAGCGGGGCUUCCUUCCUCCGGGGACGAAACGAUACAAGGAUCGCCGCUUCAUAUUCGACAAAGUGUUCGACCACCAGGCGCGGCAGGAAGGCGUCUACUGCGGCACCGCAAAGCCGUUGCUCACCAACCUACUAGAAGGAUACAACGCAACUAUCUUUGCCUACGGCGCUACCGGCUGUGGCAAAACACAUACUAUCAGCGGUACUGAUACCGACCCGGGUAUUAUCUAUCUGACGAUGGCCGACCUGUUCCAGAGAAUCGAGGAUCGACGGGAAGAGUACAUCAUUGACGUUUCAAUUCGCGAUCUUCUUGCAGAACCUGGUACGCCGACGCCGCGUGGAGGCCUGCAGAUCCGAGAGGACAAGACAGUGAAAGUGAUAGGGCUGCAGGAGCUCCGACCGACAAGUGCGGACGAGGUCAAGUCUAUCGUCUUGCUUGGGAACUCGCGGCGGACACAGUCCCCUACGCAUGCGAACGAGACAUCGUCGCGCUCGCACGCGGUGCUCCAAGUGCAUGUUGCGCAGGCGCCACGAACGGCGAACAUCACGGAGCAGCGGACGAUGGGCACGCUGUCGAUCAUUGACCUCGCGGGUAGCGAGCGUGCUGCGGCAACAACGAACAUGGGCCAGCGGAUGGUCGAGGGCGCUAACAUUAACAAGUCGCUGCUCGCCCUCGGAAACUGCAUAAACGCUCUGUGCGAGAGUGGAGGCGCGAUUCGCCAUGUGCCAUAUCGGAACAGCAAGCUUACGCGCCUGCUCAAAUUCUCUCUCGGAGGCAACUGUAAGACUGUCAUGAUCGUCUGCAUUGCGCCCACAUCGCUGCACUUCGAUGACACGCAGAACACGCUCGUUUACGCGGAGCGCGCGACGCGGAUCAAGACGAAGGUCAUCACGCGCAACGUCGUAAACGUCGACCGCCACGUCGGACAGUAUGUUGAGGCGAUCAACCGCCUCAACUUGGAGGUCGCGGAGCUCAAGCAGAAGGUCGCGGGCAAGCGUGACACCGAGGCAGAGAGGGAGAAACGUCGCCGUCAGGAGGCAGCAGCCGAGGUUGCACGUUCGAAGAACGACAUGCAGCAGAAAGCAGAGCAGAUGCAGCCUUCCAUCGUGGACGGUGCCAGCUGUGCAGGCAAGAUUGCUGUCGCAGAAGCGAAGCUCAAAGUCAUCCGUACGCGCCUCGCGCAGCUCGAUACAGAGGCAUCGUCUUCAUCCACGUUCCCUGCCGACCUGGAGACGGAGCGGCAGUUGCUCAAAGCACUUGCGGGACCGGAAGAGGAUGUCGUCAAGGCGCAGUCCGUGUUGAAUGCCCGAGUGCAGCGCUCCAGCAACUCUGACGCCAUGUUUGAUGCGACGCUACGUGCCGUCAGCGAGCGUCGUUCGGACAAACUCGAUGAGUACGCUGUCGAUAACGUGAAGCUCGACGCGCGCUGGCGCAAGGCCGAGAUGGAGCGUGCGAAGGCGGAGGCUGGAAAAGAGGUCCUGAAGGAGGCAGUCACUAGCCAAGCGGAGGCUUUGGUCAACCUCGUCGGCCUAGUGAGCCGCUGUACAGUGAUGUUGGGCGACGCGAGCCGCAUUCUGGCGACUGCAGCAGGGGAGGGCAGAGAUGGCAUGGAGGCCACCGUCAAAGCCCUGUCUUCGUCUCUCGGCAAUGUCGCUGAAAGCAAUGACGAAGCAUUCAAGGCACUCCUCGGACACUCGAUUGCUUCCUACGCUGCUGGCGCUGCCCCGUCCUCACUCAACACCUUCAAGGGUUAUCCUUCCGCUCUCGGCAUGGGCAGGUCGGCAUCAGGGCCCACCGUGUCACAGCCAGGAAAGCCACGGCUUUCGAGACCCGCACCGAGCUCUCCUCUGCGCAAGUCUCACAAGAGUCCUCGCAAGUCGCUGCGCUCCAGCCUUGCUCCGUCUUCCGCGCCAUAUAGGCGCAAGAAGAAGGGGGUGCAGUGGCGAGACGAGGCAGGCCAGGGCAACAUCGACGACGGCGGGCUCGGUGCAGUGGCGCCAGUCAUCACCGUGUCGACACCCGACCUGGCAGAGACGUCUUCUGCUCCUGCGUUGGAACCGAGCUUUGCUUACAAGCGACCUACCUCAGCAGCUGGGUCUGAGAGCGAGUGGGAGGACGAGAAGACAGAAGACAGCUUCAACGUCAGCUUCUCGCAGAAUGCCUCACACGACGUAUCUGUCUCCGCCGCAGCCGCAGGCGCCGUUCGCAAGCGGCCGAGGGCGAGCCGGCUCGAUCCCUCCUUCCUCAAGUCGAAAUCCCGGAGCUCGAACCUCGAGAGCCUGGCAGAGAACGACGAGGACAUCGCGACGCGGCCCUUGGGUGACCGCAACAUGAACCGUAUCCCCUCCCCGGACGGCUCUAGCAGCAGCUCCAGCACCAUGGACGCGCUUCACAUCCCCAAGGGACGCGAGAGGCAGCACGGAAGCCCUGCGAAGCGGGCGCCGAUGACACCGAAGGUCGUCGGUAUGAGCAAGGGCGCGCGCAGGCGCGACCGGACGCGGAGGCGGUCGAGCAUGAUCCCACAGCUGUCGCCUUUCCUCAACAAGAGGGAGCGGUCGCCGGCGAAGCGGGUGAAGAGGAUAUCGCUGCUGAGCGCGUCGUCGAAUAAGUUGACGGCCGCCGAGAUGAGCUUCAGCGGCAUUGGCAAGGGCGUAGGGAGACCGACCUGGAAGUGAAGGACUGCAGCUAUCUUGUAUGACCAUAGAGUACAACCAUGACCAUGACGACCUGCCUGUACCACCUCUAUUAUGACCAUCGUUGGUUUACUUUCGAUUUCGUAGUACGUGUCUUAUAUAUAUUGCUAUGCAUUCCGCACGUUGUUGUCUUAGCACGCCCCUUGUUCCUGUUCCUAUACCCUGUCUCUCCUUCAUGCGAAACUUGUGUACUGUUCCGCAGAUAUCUCAGAAAUGGACUGCUCAAACGCUA